CAAUAACAGAGCUCCCAUUGAAUUAACAAAUUAUAGAUUAACAUUCAAUGGAAUAUCAAUCAAGAUGAUACCCCAAUUCUUCCCGUUCUCAAUUGGUAGUUAAAACCCAUCAAAAUCAAGUAAUCAAAACUCAAAAUCGCUAAACGAGGCUUAUCAUGAACUUUGGCAGACAAAUUCAAAAUCCCUAGGCGAUAACACUAACCUUCUUGAGUUAUCUGUUAUUAGGGGAGGGAGCUGAAUUGGAGAAGACGAUUAAGAUGUUGUUGAAUGGAGUUAUGAUGUCCUUGGUGAUGAUGAUUCUGAUGUUGUUGAGAAGGGCUGAGCUGAACUGGAGAAGACGAAGCCACGAAGGACGAUCGAGACUCGAGACAGGGGAUGAAGACUCGAUGGCUCCAGCGAACAGAGACGACGAAGGGCGGUUUGGCCAGGGGAGGGAGACUCGGUGGAGUUUCUCGAUCUCGUACUCCUCGUGGUCGCCAGAGGCAGGGCUGGCUGGAGCAGACGAACGACGGUCGAGCCAGGGGAAGGAGAGUCGGAGGCGUUCUCGGGCAGCCAAGCUCGCCGUUUUGCUGCCGUCACCGAUCGCCAGACUCCAGAAUCCAGAUGUAGGGGUGAGAUGGAGAAGAGGAGCAGCGGCGGGUUGAGAACUGGAGAGGAGAAGAAAGCUUCUUCGAUUCGUGAAUCGUGUUAGGGAUUGGGUUGGCUUGCAAUUGAUUUUGGACAAGAUUUUUGUUUUUUGUUUUUAAAUUUUUUGUUUAAUAAACAACGUCCUUUGAA
This is a messenger RNA of Linum trigynum, 777 nucleotides long. The record is from the annotation of a GenBank genome assembly. NCBI's taxonomy places the organism in Eukaryota, Viridiplantae, Streptophyta, Magnoliopsida, Malpighiales, Linaceae.